UUUAGACUGUUAAGCUCUUUCACACAGGCUAAACAGUCACAUCAGAAAACACAAACAUAUAAAAUGACGUCGGCUGUAAAUCGUUGAAUGAAUCCAGGUUUUUCGAGACUCCAUAAAGUUGCACGCAAACUGCAAUAUAUAGCGGGCUCAAUUACUUGUCACGUCACCGGACAUGAUCGAGAAAAGGGCUGGCCACAAGAAUGAUGUUUUGUGAGUUGGUUUUUCACAGGAGGGCAAUAUUGGUGGAGCUGUUGUUCUUUCAAACUAGAAACAAUUGCCGACAUUGUUUCGGCAUUAAUGGUCGCGUAGCCUCAGUGAGAGCAAAAACAGCUUUUUAGUCGGUUGAUCAAGUCUGGGUGAAACACGAUUAGCGAUUCAAGAUAGAAAUGAGCACUGGACAAUCUUCUGGCCAGGAUGGGCCUUCAAUUCAAGCACGGAAUGAACUGUCAGACAGGCGAAACUCUACUGAACUAGCCUCAAUGCGAAGGAGAAAGAUCUUCUGGGUUUGUAUCGUGUGCUGGCUGAUGAUUUUGUGUGUAACUGCUAUAAUUAUCAUAGCUGUUGUACACUUUCAAAACUCUAAAAGCGACACUGAUCAGAUGAGUGCUGGCGCUCUAAUUGGGUUCGGAGUAUUGCUUAUUUUUGUGCUUUUGUGGUCGGGUGUAGUUUACUUCAAGUUCUACCGUUCGAAAUCGAGAAGGGAUCCGCAACAAUGCAGACCUAGCCGAGAAGAGUUUUUAGCCUUUGCCUCGUCAGAGAUUUUUUCAAGAGGAGUUAGUUCAACGAUCUCUACAAAUAAUUCUGCAACGUUCAGUCGAUCUACUAAUAGUUCAGGCGAAAGGAUUAAUCCUCAACGUAUUAUAUAUCGCGAACGACGUUGCGACGGCGAGCGACAUUACAACGAUGAACGGCGAGUUAUCGAUCAAGCCUUGGAAACGCCAGUAACUUCGGUUCUAAGUUCGUCUAGAAUGACGCGAGAAUACAUCGACCGCCAACUUGCUCUUGUUGGGAGAUCACAUGCAACUCAUCCUCCCGAACGUCAACGAAGUGAAGCCGAACUCCCACGAACUAUACUCGACCCCAAUCGUGCUCCUCCUCGUCAACAUGAUCGGCACUCAGUUCCCAUGCUUCCACCAUAUCAACGACAGAUAAUCCAGUCAUAUAGGCCAUCAGCAAGUUUACCCGGAGGUACCCCGCCACCUGCUUACGACAGAGUAUUUGGUAGAAGGAACCGACGUGAAUCGACGGCGUCAGAGGACAGCCAAUGUCUGAGCCCCCCUGCUUACCAGUCUCGUCCCCCAUCCCCAUCAGGUGGGAUAUCAGCGGGGGGAGAUACCAACAACAUGAACCUUAACGUACCGAGACUGGUGGUUGGUCGCCCUGUUGCAAUGCAAUUUCCCGUUGAAAAUAUAAGACGUUAUGAAGUAGCGACGAGCCAACCACGUCAACAAUUAUCUCUACCAGCCACUGGCAGAAUUUUAUCAGAAAACGCCAUUUAUCCUGUUCCAUCACGUGCCAGGCGAGUUUCACCUCCUGCAAUACAAGCUACGGCGAUCACAUCAAUGGCACCCUACCAUCAGCCACACCACAGAUCACUACCACCUCCAAAUUACCAUGUAUCCCCCCAUUUAUCGAAUUCGACAUCACUUUCGCCCCUUGCACGGGGCCCCCCAUCAAGUCCAACACGACAGCCUGUUUCACCGUCAUAUCCUACAGCACAUUUACCAUUUGCUCGUCCUGUAUUAUCUUUAGCUGCUCCAGAAAGCACGUCUCGGCGGCUUUCGCUUACGUCAAACCGUCCUCCUUCCCCAAUACAAGAAACUACUGAAGACAAUCAGGAAGGAAAUGAGAACAAUAAAACCGAAACACCGGUACCGCUAGCGGCGACAAGUGAAGUACGCAGACCCAGUGUCGUGCUCGUCUACUUAUCACAAUCACCAGAAGAGGAGAUAGUCGUAUAAAUUAAAAGAACUCAGUUUGACAUUUAAGGAACCGAAGGGGGGUUAACGUUUUCUUCUUUUGAAUCAAUGAGACUUAAUCAAUGAGAGAAGAGGAAACGACACGAACACCCUCCAAAAUCUUUAUUUGCGCUUAUUUUCAGAAAGCAACAAAGGAAACAUUUUAUGAAGACAUUGAGAUUUGAUUUAAUCUCGUACAUGAUAUUCAACUGACUGCGGCCUGCUUGCAAUAAAUUUGUUAUUAAUUAAUCACUUCGAUAAAUAAUAUUUUAAGACUUAUUUAUUUAAUGAUUACAGUAAAGAACUUCUUGAUCAUGAUUGCACACUUUUAAAACAAGGGUUAUUACUGAAACGCUAAUUGUUACAUUGAUUAUAGCUAACUUCUUCUAAUGCAUGUAAUAUUUCAACGGUCGUAAAUGAUGCUCAAUACAGCGGUCAUUACGUGACGGGAAAUCUGUUCAAGUUGAAUCAGAAGUGAAACAUUAUUGUAAUGAUCAAAAUCCAAGAUAAACAGGCUUGACAAAAAAGAGCGAAGAAAUAAACACUUGAGUUAGACCUCCACUACUUUCCUUUGUCCAUGUACAAAUUUAAACCAUGCUGAAAUAAAAAUUCCUCUAGCA
Stylophora pistillata is the source of this 2578-nucleotide messenger RNA. RefSeq lists its product as uncharacterized. The record is from RefSeq and is a predicted model, not a curated record. Lineage: Eukaryota; Metazoa; Cnidaria; Anthozoa; Scleractinia; Pocilloporidae.